Molecule: messenger RNA, 2040 nt
Organism: Pungitius pungitius (ninespine stickleback)
Lineage: Eukaryota; Metazoa; Chordata; Actinopteri; Perciformes; Gasterosteidae
Product: adhesion G protein-coupled receptor G3-like
Exons: 12
Coding region: 268-1818 (516 amino acids)
Biological process (GO): adenylate cyclase-activating G protein-coupled receptor signaling pathway; cell surface receptor signaling pathway
Cellular component (GO): plasma membrane
Molecular function (GO): G protein-coupled receptor activity
Source: RefSeq, a predicted model, not a curated record
CUGUCGACGGUGGAGGUUUAUACCUCUCUUUUUGACUGUCAAUUCAGUAGCACCAAUCCUCAAAUAGAUGCAAAAGACCUCCGAGGAAAGGCUCAUCGGUUAUGUAUCGCUUCUGGUGCGUGUGAGCUAACCACCCCCAGUUUCCGCCACAACCGCGUGAGAGACGUAGAUGUGAAACUCCCUGCCCAUCAAGCAAAACCUCAAACAAGCAGAACCUUUUGGCGCUUAGAGUCACAUCCACUGCGUGCGAAAGAGCAGCGAGGCACAAUGGGGAUUUGUGUUUUCGCCCUCACACUCGCGUGGCUGUCUACAACCAGAGCUUCCGACUGUACCCGGGUCUUGGGUGAUUGUCUGGACAAACGUGGCACCCCAUGGACCAGAUGCUAUGAGGACGAAAUUGCGAGCUGUACUUUAAGAAGCCGUUCAUCAGGCUUCAUCCAUCGGAGGGUGAACUGGACGCAUGAGGCCGAAGGGAGUCUCACUGGUCAACACAGGUUCCACAUCUCCUCCUCAGCUCUCCUCAGAAGCAGAGGAGCUGCGUCUGACAGUGAGGUGCUGCUGGUGGCCACGGUGAUCGACAGCACUUAUUUUAAGCUCAGUCCUCCCCCUCGCGGCAGAUUUAUAAGGCUAGACAGGCCCAGUCAAAGCACUGUUCUGGGGGGCUUGGUCCUUGUAGUAAAGGCGGGGAACUAUCCUGUCGGCAACCUCUCACAAGCCAUCAAACUAGGCUUCAAACACGACAAACAGGUGGAGGACGGGGCUUGUGUGUAUUGGGAGGAGUCAUCGCUUGAAGAUGGAACAGGUUAUUGGAGCACAAAAGGCUGUGAAACCACCCAAACUGAAAGUGAAUUUAUCUGCAGCUGCAACCACCUGAGCUUCUUUGCUGUGCUUGUGAACCCCGUGUUAGCAGUGGAUGAAAGAAAUGCUGUGAACCUUAGCUAUAUCACCUACAUUGGAUCAGCACUCUCCAUCUUAUUCACAGUCAUCAGCUUGAUCAUCUAUAUACAUCUGCAGCGUAGAAGUCCCGAGAAAGCUGUUGCCGUGCAUUUGCAGCUUACCGGAGCCUUGCUCUGCCUCCACCUCAGCUUCCUGCUGAGCUGCUUCUGGGUAGAGAAAGGCGACGACUGGGUUUGCCGCGGUCUGGGUCUCCUUUUGCACUGGUCCCUGAUGGCCACCUUCACCUGGACGGCCGUGGAGGGGUUCCACCUCUACCUUCUGCUCGUCCGCGUCUUCAACAUCUACGUCAGGAGAUACCUGCUCAAACUCAGCUUGGUGGGAUGGGGUCUCCCCACACUGAUCGCAGUGGUCUGUGGAAUUUCAGGUGUUUAUGGAACAUACAGGCCGGAACUGACGGACGCCAACAACCACAGCUCAAACGCUGAGAUAUGCUGGAUGAGCAGCCACAGGCUUCCAGUCAGCUUCGUCACGACCGUGGCCUACCCGUGCCUGGUGAUACUCUGCAAUUCCUGCAUGCUGGGGGUGGUGGUGUUCAAGCUCUGGGGGUUGAGGGCGGGCAGUUUCGGCGCCGAAAGCGGCGGUGGCUUAAAGAAGGUGAGCGGAGAGAAAUGGGCCAAGUUGUGGAAGGACUGUGCCACGGUGCUGGGCCUUAGCUUCGUGCUGGGCUUACCUUGGGGGCUAGCAAGCACCACCUACAUCUCCCUCCCAGGGAUCUACGUGUUCACGGUACUAAACUCCCUGCAGGGUAUAUUUAUGUUCCUGUGGUCCUUGGCGUUGUCCUGCAAGUCUCGAUCUGACCACAACUCCUCUGUCAAAGAUCAUUCCACUCAGAAAAUGAUGACUACCAGUUUCAAUAACUGAAAUUCACAGCGACAAGUGUAUUAGCAGUUGCCUACAUUAGGUGCUUACGGACCUUUGGCCAUAUGCAGUUAACUCACAAUAACUUAAUCAAGUCAUUGAUCUUAUUUAAAUUUGUCGUGAACAUUAACCUCUUUUUAUUGUUGGGACUGUUAUGAUAUUAAUGUAACCACAAGAUUAUUAAGUCAUCAGACAAACAAGAAAUAAAAAUAAUUGUUAUCUGUG